Molecule: messenger RNA, 459 nt
Organism: Bipolaris victoriae FI3
Lineage: Eukaryota; Fungi; Ascomycota; Dothideomycetes; Pleosporales; Pleosporaceae
Exons: 2
Coding region: 1-459 (152 amino acids)
Source: RefSeq, a predicted model, not a curated record
AUGUGCGUUCGAGAGUUUCACUCGUGCUUUCCUACUUUUCCCCAAGUUGCAAAUACGCCUACAUUCAAAUAUGAGAUCGAUGCCAAGGCGGAUGCGGUAAUCGACUUCAAAACCCCAAGUCCUAGCUUUUUCAUUACAACGCUUGACCAGGGACUUGCUUCUGAAGACACUGACCAGACAAUCUCUGUCAACGUUGCUAUUGUCUCUGACAAUGAAAGCAAAUCAAUUCUCAACGACACCAAGGAAGACGAAAUUUGGUGCUAUGUUUUCUGGCCCCGCCUGUUAUCAGAAUCAUUCACAAUGAGCGUAACUACGCUGCAAGAGCCAGGCUGUACGGGGUGUGAACGAGGCCGGACGCUACUUGGCGCACGGAAUCCCAGAGGAAAGUUGCAGGAUCGAGAAGAGACUUCCACAAUGCGAGUAGCUCCAGAGCUCCAGCAAUUGCUAGCGGCAAAAUGA